UAUCAAGCAUGCAUCUCCCACAAUCUGCUGCUGUUUGGGUUGCAGUGGAAUAGGAGGUGCGGUGGAAGUGAAGUAGCAGGCGGGGUGGCAGUGGCACAGCAGUUGAAGGCAGGGCGGCACAGGAAAGGAACGCUGCUUUGGAGCGCGGCGUGCGUACCGAAGGGACGCGUUGAUUGACAGUCGGAGGCACGGAGCGCCCCGUGCGGCACACAAACGGAGCACGCUAAUCUCCCGUACUCGUCUUGUCAAAGGCAUCUCUGCCAGAUCAGCCUGGCGCAAAUAAAGGAGGCUUCAUCCAUCCAUUGGACUCGGUAUUUGGAGUCUUCUUGCCGAAUGAACGAUAAAAAGGAACGCGGCAGCUCGGCGACCCUAUUCCAUCCUCUGUACCUGUUCAGUCAUAACCGGUCAGUUUUCUGGGCUAACCUGGCGUCUUAAAGUAUCCUAGAAACGGGAGUGGAUGGACAAAAAGGUCAGGUUGCACUUUAAAAUCUGUGCCAAAAGAAGAUUUUGUCGGUUCCUUUUUUUAAUGGAGUAAAAAGGACUGCGACUUGAUUUCGGGAUCUUUUUGGGGGUUCAUUUUUGUUUGUUUUUUUGUUAAAUUCCACACAAUUGCGAUGCGUUUGUGAGUCAAGUUACACACCCUGGAGCACACCUUUUGAUUCUUUCAAAUUGGAAUAACGGCCAGAUCAGGAGACUCUCGGGAGGAAUUUCGGUGCGUAAUUUGUGCGGUGUGUGCGGUUGUUGAGCCGCAGAAGUAGUUGUGGCUCCCUUCUUUUCUUUUUCUUUUUUUUUUUACAUUAAAUACCCCAAUUUCCAUGGAAUAGGCUUAAGCACAGGUACGGACUUAUUCUCUGUCGCCUGGAACAAACAGGCGGAUCUGAUGCGCAGAUUCUCCGUAGGAUGGUAAAUGACCAAUGGGGAAUCAUGAACAGCUCUUCUGAACUCGAAGAUGGGACUCGGCAUAAAAACCAGACGUUCUGUGAGUGUGUGCCCAGCUCCUCCCAGCUCAAACAUCGCUGGUCAGACUCAGAAACUGCCAGGGAGACCCCGGCCAAGAGGAUGAGCUGCAGCUACCUGCUCUGCACUAUCCUGCUUUUUGUGGCUGUUUUGCUGGCUGUCACUGUAACUGGCACCAUCCUUUUUAUGAAUCACUACCAAGCCCCACCAAUGUCUGAUGGCCUACCCCACAUCUCGACCAAUCAGGAUGAAGCCAAUGCCCUGGUCACCGUUGAGAGAGGCGAUGGCUCUCGUAUCAACAUCUUCAUCGACCCAAACUGUCCCGACUACAACAGUAACUUUUUGCGCCUGGAGGGUGUGCAGACGUCACUGCUCCACUCACUAACCGACCACGACUCUGACCUGAAGUCCGUGAAAGGCCAGGAUCGGGCUCUCCUUGUCAGUCUGGCUGAGGAGGUGGCCAAGCUGUCAGCCCACGCGGGGCAACUGAAAAUGGACUAUGAAUCCUUACGCAGGGGGCAGGGCAGCCUGGGGCAAGACCUCAACACACUGCAGACGGAGCAGGGACGCCUCAUACAGCUGCUGUCAGACAGUCAAAUCAACAUGGUGAAGGUAGUGAACUCAGUGAGUGAUGCUCUUAACGCCAUGCAGAAGGAGAACGUGGGCCUGAAGGCGCGUGUCAAGGCCGACUUGCAGAGGGCACCAGUCAGAGGGGCACGUUUCAAGGGCUGCGCCAAUGGCUCACGUCCCCGUGACUGCGGUGAUCUGUACGCCAGUGGUCAAAGAGAGGACGGCAUCUACUCAGUGUUUCCUGUUCACCACCCCGCAGGCUUCCAGGUCUACUGUGACAUGACCACAGAUGGAGGAGGCUGGACGGUGAUCCAGCGCAGGGAGGAUGGCUCAGUAAACUUCUUCAGAGCCUGGGAGUCCUAUCGUGAGGGAUUUGGCAAGAUCACCGGUGAACAUUGGCUCGGGCUGAAGCAGAUCCAUGCCCUGUCCAUCCAGGGGAACUAUGAGCUACGUAUCGACUUGGAGGACUUUGAAAAUAGCACCGCUUAUGCCCAGUAUGGAACCUUUGGAGUGGGCCUCUUCUCAGUAGACCCUGAUGAUGAUGGAUAUCCUUUGACUGUGGGAGACUAUUCUGGCAAUGCAGGUGACUCUCUGCUGAAGCACAAUGGGAUGAAGUUCACCACCAAAGACCGGGAUAACGACCACUCGGAGAACAACUGCGCCUCCUUCUACCAUGGUGCCUGGUGGUACCGCAACUGCCACACCUCCAACCUUAACGGCCAGUACCUGCGAGGCCAGCACACCUCCUACGCCGAUGGCAUCGAGUGGUCCUCCUGGACUGGCUGGCAGUACUCCCUCAAGUUCUCCGAGAUGAAGAUACGACCUACCCGCGAUCCAGAGAAUAAAUAAGAUAGACGAGGAGAAAGGAGGAAAAAAAAGAAGACGUUUUUUAAAACAUUACAAACCACAAUUUCUGACAGCUAGGUGGAGUUACUUGUCCUGAUAUUGUUUAUUCACUAAAACAUAAAUCCUUUGAGUUUA
This is a messenger RNA of Perca fluviatilis (European perch), 2508 nucleotides long. RefSeq names its product fibrinogen C domain containing 1b (gene fibcd1b). Lineage: Eukaryota; Metazoa; Chordata; Actinopteri; Perciformes; Percidae. The record is from RefSeq and is a predicted model, not a curated record. Bases 901 to 2376 code for a protein of 491 amino acids. The transcript is spliced from 8 exons.